UGAUCUAGACUCCAUGCAACAUUGUUGCACACUUGUUAAUCAGGCCUUGUCUAUUUAGUUUUGUACUCUGGUUUGAUAUAUCUAUCCAACCAGCAACCACUGAAAUGUUACUCCUAUCUUUUUGGUCAAUUGUUUCGUGCUUUUUGUAUGUGAAUGGCGCUAAACUACCCGAACCAGAGGUGAAAUUUGAGGUUUUACAUAAACCCUUUAUCUGCUUUCAGAAGUCGAAAUAUGGAGACAUACUUCUUGUGCACUUCGAGGGAUUUCUGGAGCGCAAUGGCACCAUGUUUCAUUCCAGCCUUAACCACGGGGAUAAGCAGCCAGUGUGGUUCACCCUGGGGAUCCAAGAGGUGAUCAAGGGUUGGGAUAAGGGGCUGAAGAACAUGUGUUCAGGAGAGAGGAGGAAGCUCACUAUCCCCCCAGCUCUGGCCUAUGGCAAAGAGGGAAAAGGCAAAAUCCCCCCUGAGAGUACGUUGAUCUUUGACAUUGAGAUCAUGGAGAUUCGGAACGGUCCCAGGUCCCAUGAGUCAUUCCAGGAGAUGGAUCUCAGCGAUACUGUUACACCAGGCUAAACUCAAUCAAGCCCAGUAUUUGAACCCAGGUGAAGGAGUACCUAAGGAAAGAGUUUGAAAGACAUGGCUACCAUGCUAAUGACACGCACCAUGAGGCGAUGGUGGAGGACGAGGAUGAAGAUGGAUUCAUAUCUUCUAGAGAGUUUACCUACAAACACGAUGAGCUGUAGAAGUCUGAAUUUUAUAAGGUUGGUUUACAGUAGAUCAAGCGACUGUCUGUGGAUAACGUGUCGUUAGCCCAAGUAUAAACCAGCCUUUACUCCUAUUAACAUGUCAUUUCAUUUUCACUAUGUUCAAUCGGUCCUGAAUUUACAAUUAAAGUGUUCUGAGGAGCGCCAGGGUUUACUGGCAUAUAUAUAUUUAGGAGAUUUUUGUAUUUUUCAGGGAUUUGUGGGUAUGAAAUUGCCUUGAAUACGUAUCAUAGAGAACACUAAGUCCAUCCACUGCAUUUAUGCCAAAUGUGACCCAUGUACAGUUAUUUAGAUUCAUUUAAAUGAUUUUCUGUAUAGACACAUAUUUUUGUGUUAGUCUUUAGUUCAAGUACAAGUCUUUAGUUCAAGUACAAGGCUGAUGGUGAAUGAUGGGGUCACCAAUUUGUAAAGUAUCAUACAGUAUUUCUAAGAAUAUCUGUAUUUGUCAGCCACUGAAAUCAAAUGCCUUUUCAUAAAACUCUCAGAAGAACUGCGCCACCAAUGCCUUUAGAGAGAAGUACUCAUAGCAGAGUACAGGAUGAUCAGUAGAGGGCGCUCUUUCUCCUGUUUUCAUACCAAUACCCAAAGUGCAGAACAACUCCUUUGCUUACUUGUAGAGAACAGUUUAAAUUAAAAGGUCACAGAAGACCGUUCCAUCACUAGUAUUUGUCCCCCUAUUUCACACCAUCUGUAACACAGGGGUAAAUAAGCAGAUUACAUAGAGCAAAGGGGAAUACAGUAUGAAGGAAUGACCUGGUUCAUUCUUUUUCAACUCAGGUUCACGCAGAUGUACACUACCGUUCAAAGGUUUGGGGUAACUUAGACAUUUCCUUGUUUUCGAAAGAAAAGCAAUUUUUUUG
This is a messenger RNA of Coregonus clupeaformis (lake whitefish), 1623 nucleotides long. RefSeq names its product peptidyl-prolyl cis-trans isomerase FKBP14-like. Bases 105 to 572 code for a protein of 155 amino acids. Gene Ontology annotation, molecular function: peptidyl-prolyl cis-trans isomerase activity. The transcript is spliced from 4 exons. NCBI's taxonomy places the organism in Eukaryota, Metazoa, Chordata, Actinopteri, Salmoniformes, Salmonidae. The record is from RefSeq and is a predicted model, not a curated record.